AUGCUUCCAUGCCCGUCGCCAGAUCUCGAGUCUUCGCGUCUGCUUGAGCACGCGCAAAACGAUGCAUAUUUGACUCAAGUUCCUCUUGACACGAUUCCUCCAGGUUCUGUUCUAGGUCGAUCGCAUUGGAAUGAAAGCUCAAGCACCGUGUUAUCCACUAUUUCGAAUCCUUUGGAUACUACCAGUGAUGACCAUUUGCUGGAAGAUAAAUUACCACGAUUCGCCGCUAUUGAAUUCCUUCGACAGUGGCUUCCCGAGGUUCACCCAGAGGACCCAGGGUCAAACACCCUCCUGCGAAAAUUCUCCAACCGUGAUGUAGCUCUUAUUGUCCAUCAGUCAGUAGCAGGGCUAGUCUUGAUAUUCAAUAUCAUUGUGACUUCGCUUGCCAUCCACUCCUAUGUGCCCAUGAAGGGGAUAGGAGGCAUUGUCGACGUUCCUGGCGUCACAAAUUGUGACGAUGUCCAUUCAUACAAUAUGGGGAUCCACUUUGCUAUCAACGUUCUAUCAACCAUUCUACUCGGAUCCAGUAACUACUGCUCCCAGCUUUUAGUUGCGCCCACGCGCAAAGAUAUCGAGAAAGCACACAAGACUCGGAAAACACUUGACAUCGGGAUUCAGAGUUUUCGGAACCUGCGGGCUGUUGAUACUCCAAGAAGAGUCCUUUGGGUGCUGUUAAUGAUAAGUUCUGGACUUCUUCAUCUAUUUUGGAACACUGUUGUAUUUGCGGCCUCUCCCAAAGUGUCGUACAAUGUUGGGGUUGUUACGAGCGAUUACCUGGAAGAUACAACGCCUUGGAACUAUUCGAUGCCGGGCAUUGACCAAAUACGUCGAAAUGCGACCCAUUUAACACCUCUUUCUCGAGCCGAUUGCAUCGAGAGGUACACAAAUAGCGACAAUGGACUCAGCGACGUGCUUCUAGUUGCUCGCAAUGUCAGCAAAUAUGACCAACUGUCAUUUGCCAUUGAUAAUUCAUCAUCUUUACUUUCCAACUUCUCGGCAUUUGAAACUGCUUCUCAUGAAAACGGGUCCAUUGGUGUAGAUUGGACAGAAGCGGAUUCAUGGGUAUGCUCUGCCUGGGCGCCUCUUGGCUAUUACGCACUGCCGCCGGACAGCCAAAGAGUUACUGUAUGCACUGCCUCGGCUAUGACAGCAUACGUGGAUUCCUGGACUUUUACAAGAUGGCAGGAAACCCCAGCAGCCCCUUCUGGGGCGCAGCUAUGGGCGGGGGUGGAUCACUGCAUUCCUGCUAGUGGACUUUAUCCCAUGGAGAAUAAGUGUCAGCUUCGGGUAAGCUACGCUCUAUUGAUCAUCGUGUGUGGAUUGAACCUCAUUAAGCUCCUUUGUAUAUUUGGUACCGCCCGUCUCCAUCAUUCAGGUCGUCUCUCCACUAGGCACGAGGGAGAUACAAAAGCGAAAACAGCCUAUCUUGUUACUGUGGGCGACGCCAUUGCAAGCUUCCUAGAGCAUGAAGACGACCAUACCAAGAAUCUCUCGCUCGUAACUCAGAGCGAUUUCAGCAGAGGGAAAUGGCCAGACGAAGAGAGGGAACACAAAGAGUUUGACCCCGGUGCUAAACUGAGGGUCAGGCGGUGGUUUUCCUCAGUUACUAUCCUGCAAUGGAUUUCGACUCUUUUGUUGUGA
This is a messenger RNA of Penicillium verhagenii, 1641 nucleotides long. RefSeq lists its product as uncharacterized. NCBI's taxonomy places the organism in Eukaryota, Fungi, Ascomycota, Eurotiomycetes, Eurotiales, Aspergillaceae. Bases 1 to 1641 code for a protein of 546 amino acids. The transcript has 2 exons. The record is from RefSeq and is a predicted model, not a curated record.